UAACGUGUUGCUGUUCAGCAUGGACAAAUUGAAAUUUAACAACUUGGUAAUAUCAAACAAGAAGUUGAUUCAAAAGGCACGUGCCCAGACCAUCGCUAAGCUCGUCCAAAAAUUGAGAAAGUCGAAAGAUGGUCUGGCCAAGAAUCCGGACAGCGAAAAGGAGAAGAUUCGCCAGCGAAAGAACAGCGAGUGCUUGGCCCAGCUGAAAGCUUUGAAAUGCUUGGACAUAGUGCGGCAGUCCCUGCUCCAGGAAGGCAUUAAUCCCAAUACAGUGAUUGCCAGUGAACGCUCCACUCCGGAUGAACUGGGCAUCGCCAUGCUGCGACUAAACAAAAUCAUGCACGGAUUGGUGGACACCUUUGUAGCUUCCCUGAAGCUAAGCACCGACAAGGAGGCCAAGUGGCGCGAGGAGAUACUGGAGACAAGCAAGCGACGGUUUAAGAUUGAACGUACGGAGGAGAAGAAGAGGAAACGUAAGGAGCUGAAGGACCAAAAGGCACAGACAAGGAACCGAUUGGAGUGGCUGCAGCAGAAUAAAGUGGCCGGAGCUGAGGGCACAGAGGUGGAGGCUAAGGAUUCUGGCCAGCUGGAAACAGAGCAGCAGAACCAAUCUGCAAUCCAGACUCAGAAACAGCAAGUCAAAGUUGGUAAAAACGAUGAGCCCACAGAUGCUACAAAGCCAGAGAAACCGAAACUAAACAAGAAAAACAAAAGUGAGCGCAAGCCUCUUACCAAAACAGUAAAACCUCAACGGCUUCCGCAAGUAGUGGGUGAAAGCAAGGAAAACUCUCAGGAUAAACAAACAGUGCGAGAAAUCAAGCAAAAGCCUAUUGAACGUACAGAAAAGAAACCUAAACUGCGAUCAGAUAGAAAGCACAGCAUUGAAGAGAAGUCAAAACCAGAUAAAGAUCGUCCCACUCACGUUGUUGAUCCAUUUUUCAUCACCGAGUCUGGGCAGCCAUAUUUAUCCACCGCUGUGGUUCAUUCAGAGGACAAUGAUAGCGAAACUGAGGAGGAGCAGAGGCCACCGCCAGUCAAAAGGUACCGAAGUGAUGACCAACGAGGUAGCAAUCAUCGUGAAAGGCCUGAGAGACAACCAGCGUUCGGUACGAAAAAACAACACGAUGAUCGGCAUCCCUCCUGGGUGGCCAAGCAGCAACAGAAGCCCAUUAUUGGUGACUUCAGGGGUAAAAAGAUCACCUUUGGUGAGGAUGGACAGGCGGCAGAGAUUAGGCCUCCUAGAAAUAGUCCUGCUCCCCCAGCUGCCGCUCCAGCAUCGACCGAAGGCAUGCAUCCCUCUUGGGUGGCCAAGCAGAAGUGGAAGCCCAAAAUCGCCGAUUUCCAGGGCACCAAAAUUAAGUUUGACGAGGACUAGCAAUAAACAAGCUUAUAGUAUUUUGAUUUUUUAUU
This is a messenger RNA of Drosophila serrata, 1410 nucleotides long. RefSeq names its product lysine-rich basic protein Rlb1 (gene Rlb1). The record is from RefSeq and is a predicted model, not a curated record. Gene Ontology annotation, biological process: maturation of SSU-rRNA. Gene Ontology annotation, cellular component: 90S preribosome; nucleus. Lineage: Eukaryota; Metazoa; Arthropoda; Insecta; Diptera; Drosophilidae.